AUGGUGUCAACUUCUUCAAUUUACAACAACUUCAAUAAAUAUGUAUAUAAGUACAAUAAUCUACCUGCAGCACAACAAAGAUAUCAAAUUAUGCCUUUUCACAUGAGGCACAAUAGAGCUAAUAUUGGAGAAAGAAAUACUUAUAUAAAUGUACGCAAGAACAAAUUAGAUCAAUCAAAAGAUAAUGAAUUUUCAGGAUCUCAUGUAUAUUUGAAAAAUGAACCUAAAAAUGAGUACAAAUUGCCAAAUAAUUAUGGUUAUGAAUCGAAAGGUGGAGGAGGCGAACAAAACGUACACAAUAAUAAAGUGUUAGAUCAUCAAGUACACAAGAACGUGCAUAAAACCAUAACGAUUUUAAAGAAAAUCGCUGUACCGUAUCCCGUAGAGAAAACUAUCCAAUAUCCCGUGAUUAAGAAAAUAUCGUACCCGGUUAAAGUACCCGUUGUGCAACCAUACGCGGUUGAAAAGAAAAUACCUUAUCCGGUGAAGGUUCUCGUCAAAGUUCCCCUUAAAAUUCCGCGACCGGUACCAGUCAUCAAAAAGAUCCCGUACCCGAUUACGGUACCAGUGGAUCGUCUUGUCCCGGUCAAAGUAUACGUACCGAAACCGUAUCCUAUCGAGAAGAAGAUACAUUAUGAAGUAAAGGUCCCGGUACCAAAUCCAUUUCCGAUAGAACGGAAGAUACCAGUACCGGUAAAGGUCCCGAUACACGUACCUCAGCCAUAUCCAGUCGAGAAAGUCAUUCAUUACCCUGUGAAAAUCACGGUGGAUAAACCGAUACCAGUCCCAAUACCAAAGCCAUAUCCAAUACCGAUCGCGAAGCCGGUUCCGUAUCCUGUCGAGAAACCGAUUCCUAUCCCGGUCAAAGUACACGUAGAAAGACCGGUACCAGUUCCGGUGGACAAGCCGGUGUUGCUCAAGGUAAAGAUUCCCGUACCAGCACCGUAUCCGGUCGAGAAAAAGGUACCGUAUUUUGUAGAAAAAUUUGUUCCUGUACCGGUAAAGAUACCAGUGGAGAGGCCUAUACCGAUUAACGUGAAUAAAGCGGUCGAAUAUCACAUCGAAAAACCUAUUCCUUAUCCGAUUAAGGUACCAGUCGCGGUGCCAAUAGAUAAGCAACAAAUGGAGCAUAAUGGUGUAUGGAAUACAGUAUACGAAAAAUAUCAUCACUCAUGAAAAUAUAUUAUUCAAUAGACGUUAAUAAAAUCAGCUACUAGAGGCUUUGUGAAUUGAUUAAUUUUUGUCAA
Nylanderia fulva is the source of this 1247-nucleotide messenger RNA. RefSeq lists its product as uncharacterized. Lineage: Eukaryota; Metazoa; Arthropoda; Insecta; Hymenoptera; Formicidae. The record is from RefSeq and is a predicted model, not a curated record.